This is a messenger RNA of Dentiscutata erythropus, 538 nucleotides long. The record is from the annotation of a GenBank genome assembly. Lineage: Eukaryota; Fungi; Glomeromycota; Glomeromycetes; Diversisporales; Gigasporaceae.
AUGGGGAUGAAAAAUACUAGAGAUGUGAUAAGCCACACUUUCAUGCUGUACGCGUCCUUCACUCUUUCUAGCCCGGCCAGUGAACGCGAAGGAGCUCUUUCUAGCCCGACUGUACCAGUUGUUCACACAGACUUCUGUUAUUCGUUGGUUGAUGAGCCAUCCCGGGAUGGCGUCGAAAGACCACAGGAUGAUUCACCUUUUGAGGAAGCUUUCAGUGUACCAGAAUCUGUAGCAGUCCAGCUCAAGAAGCAUAUGCCUUUCGGAGAGAAUGUGGAACCAGAAGCGUUACCAGAAGUAGCUGUAACUGCCAGCCCUUCACUUUGCGAAGAGGAUAGAAAGACCAAUGAAUUCCUAGAUUUGGUGCAAAAGAGAAGUGUUAGUGAUGGGAUAAGACAUAGAAAGCGGAAGGAAAAGCUUCAACACGAGACAGCGGAGAAUCCAAAGGAUCAAGAGGCACCCAUGAUUUCCCAGAAUAUUUCUUCUGUAAAAAACGUUCCAAUUCUUGACGAUCAGCAAAAAAUCACUUAUCUGGAAGAGG